GCGAAGGGUGGAAGUGGGAAGAAGGAUUCGCAAGUCUGAGUGGUUUGUUUAUCUGACCUUUUGCGUCGUCUGUUCACUCUCCGCUACGUUCGGUGGCGAGAGGAGACAUUUGCCGAAAAGAAGUCUCGUUCAGAGGACUUCUAUUGAAAUCCCCUGUUGCCUUGUGCCCAGGGGGAUUCGAUGUUUGUUUUGGAUCUUGAUAAUCACAUGCUUAAGAAAACUAGCAGAUUAAAGAAGGCAACACAAAGAGAAGAGCGAGCCUUACUAGUUCGGAGACCUGGAAAGGCAGAGGUGGUUUGUGAGGAGUCAGUGGGAAGGUGACAUAAAAGUUGAAGAUGGGCGGAGGUGAAAGAUUUAACAUUCCUGGUCAACACAGAAAUAACCUUGGCAAACAGAUUGCGCGUCAGAAGUUGUUUGAUCGCAACAAUCAAAAGAUGAGCAUGUCCCACACUAAGGACAGGAGCCGUGGUUGUGGGACAUCUCUUGCAUGGCAGGCCAUGCAGAAUGGAGUGAACAAUAACACUCUAUCUUCAAAUCAAAACUGGAGCGCUGGGUUUCCAGCCUCCAAUAACCUCUUCACCAAUCAAGACAACCAGAAUUAUGCUGGAGCCAAAUUUAGUGAACCCCCAUCACCAAGUGUUCUUCCCAAACCACCAAGCCACUGGGUACUGCUUUCCUGUAGUCCAGCUGAGAAAGAGCUGAUGUCCUUCCAGCUGAAAACCUUGCUAAAGGUGCAGGCUUGAGUAGGACCUGUCAAGACCAUCGAUUAUAAAUGCCUAUAGGACACUUACAGGGUUCUAAGUUGAAGAAUGCCCAACACUGUGUGUGAAACAUGAGAUCUUACUUGACUAUGCCAGCAUGGAAUGGAUCGUUUUUGCCUAAAAUCCCUCAGGAGUUGAAAUGAAUGGUGGGUGAAGCUUCUGUGAAGAGUACUCCCGCAUACAAAGCACUUUUUCCACAGCAUAGCUGGUGCUUGAUGCACUGAAUUUCCAACUUGCACCCAAAUUAAUGAUAUACAACACUUUGCACUUGAAGUUAGCAGGUGAACAGCUUCACAAGUUGGCUUUGGAUCCUUUUCUUCUGCUAGCUUAGAAUGCUGUUUGCCUUCUCUUGUAUAGCUUUAAUUUGCAGCGUGUGCUGUGGUAGCUCUUAGUUUUGUCAUCAUUUUUAUUAAGUUAAUGGAGUCUAGCAUUGUUUUAACCUUUGUUUUUAGUCUGUUUAGCCCUGACUAUUUGCCAACCUUGCAAAAUAUAUUAAUUAUUCCUUCCCUUACGACAGUGGGUUCAAGUAACCCCGCUGUGGCACAUCUUUUGGUUAGACACUCUUUAAUCCAGUGAUCCCCAACCAGUAGCUCGUGAGCAACAUGUUGCUCUCCAAACCCUUAGAUGUUGCUCCCAGUGGCCUCAAAGCAGGUGCUUAUUUUUAAAUUCCAGACUUAUAGGCAAUUUUUGGCUGCAUAAAAACCAGGUGCACUGCCAAACAGAGCCUCAAUGUAGUUUGACAAUCCACACAGGGGCUACAAAAUGGCAGACACAGCCUUUAUUUGGCACCCAGGAACAUUUUUCAUGCUAGUGUUGCUCCCCAACUCCUUUUACUUCUGAAUGUUGCUCACGGGUUCUAAAGGUUGGGGAUCCCUGCUUUAAUCCAUUACAGAUAUGUAGAAACUUAAUUGUACCACCUUGAUGUAGUUCUAGGAGUAUCCUUAAAGACCAUAAAAGAGCAUUUAUUUCACCUGUAGAACUAAACCUUGUUCCCCUGGAGUUCUGCUCUUCAGUUUGGGAAAGUGCCUUGAGGUUUUAAGUGGGAUCAUGAAAGACAAUUUUUCUCCAAGCUAUAGUUAAACAAACAUGCUUUAACAUUUUAACUUAAAUCCUCCAUCAACUUCUACUUGUUUGUAUUACUUCUGCAGGGUGGAAAUAACAGAGUUCAGAGUUUGUUUUUGUAUUAAAAUGGCCAUUCUGUAAAAAAAAAAAAAAAAA
Xenopus laevis (African clawed frog) is the source of this 1979-nucleotide messenger RNA. It is a transcript of the gene pnrc2.S, whose product is annotated as proline rich nuclear receptor coactivator 2 S homeolog. The transcript is spliced from 3 exons. Bases 336 to 743 code for a protein of 135 amino acids. The record is from RefSeq and is marked provisional. Gene Ontology annotation, cellular component: P-body; nucleus. Gene Ontology annotation, biological process: nuclear-transcribed mRNA catabolic process. NCBI's taxonomy places the organism in Eukaryota, Metazoa, Chordata, Amphibia, Anura, Pipidae.